UGACUCCGGCCGGGACAGGCGCGAUGGCGAGCGGUGACAACAGACACGCUGCUGAGGGCUUCCUCCGCUGGGGUGCAGAAGAGGAGGCGACCCAGGAACUGGAGACGGAGGAGUCGUCGGAGGGCGAGAAUGAAGAGGCCGAGUCGGAGGAGGAGCCCGACGCCAGGUUAUCGGAUGAGGAUGAAGAGGGCAAGACCAAGCAGGAGUGUAUCAUUUCUGACCCCUCCUUCUCCAUGGUGACAGUCCAACGGGAAGACAGCGGGAUAACAUGGGAGACCAAUUCAAGUAGAUCUUCCACUCCCUGGGCUUCAGAAGAAAGUCAAACUUCUGGUGUAUGUAGUUUGGAAGGGUCAGUUCUGAAUUCUCCUCCGGGGAACGUUUCCUUUAUUGUGGAUGAAGUUAAAAAGACACGUAAAAGAACUCAUAAGUCCAAGCGUGGUUCGCCAUCAUUGUGUCGGAAAGGUAGCAAAAAACGAAACUCUCUGGAAUCGCAAGAUGCUCUGGCAAACAAGGAAGAUGGUCCUUUAAUUUCUGAAAGCCCAGUGCUCAAUACUGAGAAAGAGAAGUCAUCCAUUGGCACCUAUGAUAAAACAAGAAGGAAGAAGACAACAUCCAAUACGCCUCCCAUCACUGGGGCAAUAUACAAAGAGCACAAACCAUUAGUAUUGAGGCCAGUGUACAUAGGAACAGUACAAUACAAAAUUAAGAUGUUCAAUUCAGUUAAAGAAGAAUUAAUUCCUCUACAAUUUUAUGGGACAUUGCCCAAAGGUUAUGUAAUUCAGGAAAUACAUUACAGGAAAGGGAAAGAUGCGUCCAUUAGUCUAGAGCCAGAUUUGAGCAAUAGUGGUUCUAACCUAGCUUCCCAAAGAAGUAAAUUAGUAGCCCAAAGCCCAAAAGAUGGCACAGCAAGAGAGCUUGCUUCACCCUGGAGAGGUGCCUUCUCCAAGGGGUCAAAGUCCAAGACCUCAUUAUUUAGCCAUGAAGAGCAAAAGAAAAUGUAUGUUGAUUCCCCCUUAAAAGCCACGUCUGCAACAGAGCACACCUUGCCUUCUUAUUCCAGAAAUUUGCUUGACACAGCAGAUCAAGAACAUCUAAGACCUCCAAAGACAGAGCUACAGCAGCCAGCUAACCAACUGAAGACCCACAGAACCGAGCCACCCAGUGCACCAGCAACCAUGUUCCCUGAAUUUGAACCAGACUCACAGGGAACAGAAAGUUCAGAGAAUGAUGCGUCACCGUUCUCAGGCCCAGCAGAUGAUGUAAAAGAGGAAGGUAUGGUUUCUGCUGGCCAUUUCAUGUCAAGGGACUCCGAGGAGUCUUUGGAGACAGGACCACCAAGACUGGUACCUUCCAUCCUAGAAAGGUUGGAGCCAGAGAAGGAAGAGCUAAAGCUGAAUUCAGUAGAAAAGAUGGAACCAGACUUUGAACACCUGACCUCAUCUGAGCCCACAGCCAGAGAGGAGCAUGUGCCUGAGCCCAUAGCCCAUAUAGAGAAGGAGCAUGCGCCUGAGCCCAUAGCCCACAGGGAGGAGGAGCAUGCGCCUGAGUCCAUAGCUCACAUAGAGGAGGAGCAUGCGCCUGAGCCCAUGGCCCACAGAGAGGAGGAGCAUGAGGAGCAUGCGCUUGAGCCCAUAGCCCAAGAGGAGGAGCAUGCGCCUGAGCCCAUUGCCCAAGAGGAGGAGCAUGCGCCUGAGCCUUCUGUCGCUGAACUAGAGCGACAAGAACUAGAGAAGGCAGUGGAAAUCACGGAUACCACUGAACCAGAAGAUUCUAGUCUAGAAGAAGAGAUCAUAGAACUUGAUUAUCCGGAAAGUCCUUUAGUUUCUGAGGGGUCUUUUUCAUCACCUUUGUCCCCUGAAGUGGAGCACAGAGAAGAGCCCAUUCUGCCAUCACAAAUGACAUUCACACCUGAACAUGUCUCUUUGUCUGAGGAGGAAAGAGAGGAAAGCGAGUCUCUUUCUACUGAUUCUGCUUUUGUAUCUGAGUAUUCGGUCCCACAGGAUCUGAACCGUGUGCCAGAGAAGCAAGAAGCCGAAGCAGUUUCUCUCUCUGAUGUGAAAUCCCUCUCUGAGCCUGCGGUUUUUUCAGAGGAGGAUGACGAACGCGAGUCUUAUUCCCCAGCUGUGGCAUCUGAAUCUGAGCUCUCUCUCUCUGCAUCCACCAUCGAGAAGACAUCAGCAUCCCAGUCUCCGCUCUUUCCCCCAGUUACUCCAGACCAUCUGGUCCUAUCUGGAGACGAAGCCUCAGAGAGUAGGUGGCAAACACCAGAGACGGCGCCUGCUACCGAGAAUUCAGGUCCAGUGCGUGCUGCGCAGGAGUCGCCGGCGAGAACAGGCGACCGUAAGCCCCCAUUAAAGUCCCAAGAUGUUUCUGAGCCCAUGAUUCUGGCAGAAGAAAAGAAAGAAGAAAUGGGGCCACACCUCCCAGACGUGGAAGCCAUCUCUGAAUACUCUCGUUCUCCAUCGUUAACUGAGAAGGCUUCGGAAUGCCCCGUCCCACCGCCAUCCCUGGCUGCCACACUGAGACACGCAGUUGUAUCGAAAGAUGGGGAUGGAGAAAGUGAACAUGUCACAUCAGAUUCGAAACUGCCGUCUAAAUCCUCAACUCCCCAAAAUGCAACACAGGAAUCCCCCCGGAAAGCAAUUGAUGACAUGCCCCAAUUCAGACCACAAGGCAUUUCUGAACCCGUGACUCUGUUGGAAGAAGAAAAGGGAGAUGUUGGGCCAUCUCCACCGGAUGUGGAGUCUGCAUCUGAGCAUGCUGUCCCACUGAUCGAAACUGAGAUGCUUUCUGAAUGCCAGGUCCCACUUCCUUCAGCUGCAGCGUCUGAACGUGUGGUCCUACCAAAAGGAGAGACCAUAGCAGACCAGCGGUUCUCGCUGUCCUCCACACCUGCUUCUGAACGCUCAUUACCAACACCAUCUGUGACACCAGAGUCCCAGGAGGAAGACAUCGUCCCCACAUCCCCUCUGCUUCUAAAAGGUGCCUCCUCACCCACCACUCUAUCGGAGCUAGAGCAGGAAGAGGGAAGCCUCGGGCCCUUCUCCCCUGAUUCUGCCUUUGCGUCCGAGUUCUCCUUCUCCCCCUAUCCGACUCAGGAGACAGAGAAGAGAGAGCUGGGGCGUGAAUCUCCACUGUGUUUGACAUCGCCAUCUGAGCAUACUGUUUUGUCAGAUGAAGACACGGAAGAGGCUGAACUUUUUUCCCCAGAUUCGGCGUCACUACUUUCCGUCCCACCGUACAGACUCCCAGAAACAGAGCAAAAUGAGAGCCAGCCAGACUCGUCCCUAGCUACAAGGUUUGCUCCAGAAUCCCCCUACUUCUCAGAAGCAGACGAAGAAGAGUCAGGAUCAACGGCGCUCACACCUGUGCCCGAGCCUUUUGAUCCUUCACAGGAACAGGAGGCCAAACCCUUCCUUUUCAUGCCUGUACCCGAAGACCUGAGCCUGCCACCUUCAGCAAAUAAAACGGGCCAAGCAGAGAGCAUCCCAGAUGCUCCGACAAUCUCAACAUCUGUAUCUGAAUAUCUCAUCCUGGCCCAGCAGCAGAAAACGCAGGCGUCUCGGGAGCCUGAGGCAGAGAGUUUGGUACCACCACCUUCAACCAGCAGAUGGGAGAUGGGAGAUGUUAGGAGUAGUUCAGCAGCAGCUACGAUAGCCGCUUCUUCAUCUGCACCGUCCUCGGUGGUAAAGGAAGAAGCCGAACCUGGUUUGCCCACAUCUCGGUCCUCAGUUCCACCUGAGUUGGCCCACGUCCUUAAGACAGAACAGGAACCCAAGGCAUCACCCACUCUAAAAUCUGCACAGGAACAGAUGGCUCUGCCAAAAGUCAGGACGGAAGAAACUGUGCCGGAUUCUCAAGAAGCAACAGCACACACAUCACAGGAUCAGACACCAGAGCCUCGGCGCCCAAAUGUUCCGGGAUCUGGGAUGAAAUAUUCAGCUCUGUCUGACUCGACAGAGGAGCCAAAGGCGGAUGUCAAACCCGAUUUAGCUCCAACUGUGACUUCUGAACUAGAACGCAAGGUGUUGUCAAAGAAUGAGCCCGAAGUAGCAAAGUCAUAUUCACCUCCAGAGGAAAUAGCUGUUUCUGGACAUGAGGUUUUAUCUGGAGAGAAAACGGAAGUGAAACAGGGUUCCAGAAUAACCAGGGAGCUUCCUGCAGCCUCGUCGGGAAUAGAAAGGGAAGUUGAACAUCGCCCCCCUGAGCCACCAGCAUUUUCAGCUUUGUCAGAAGAAAUGCGGGAAGAACCCACAGCCAGCUUUUCUGCCGCCACAAUGCCAAUAACUAAGCUUGAUUCAAAUUUAACUGAAUCAGGCAGAGAUGAAACCCUGACAGAUUCAUCUCUCACCAGCCCCGAGGGACACCAGGGCCAAAAGAGAGUAGGGAGGAGUGAAUUAGGAAGAGGCUCGCCGCCACUCAUUCCUUCGGUAGCCGGGCGCUCAGUUCUCAUAGGGGAAGAGAAAGAACCAAUUAAAGAAGCCGCUGCUGUCAUUGAUAGCUCCUCAUCUGGAGGUUCAGCUUGGCCAGAAGCAGAGCAAGAAAUGAAAUUAGGUUCACCUCCGAGUCCAUUAUCUCUAUCUGAGCAUUCUGUUCAGUCAAAAGCAGACACUGAAGAUGUUAAAGCUGAGUUACCAGUAUCCAAAGCGUCAGCAGAUGUUCCUGGGGCAGCCAGGGCAGAAGACAAACAAGGCCUUCCAUUCCCUCCAGAUCUCGAUUCUGAACGCUCAAUUUCAUCCCAGAAAAAAAACUUGGUGUCUGUCUCAGAGGUGUCAAUGCCUCAACCCAAACUUCGCACCAAGUUGGGCAGUGAGGUAAAGAAAGAAGACGGUGAGCUUUUAUCAGCCUCACUGGCACCCAAGCACACAACUCCAAACGACAAGCCUGAGGGGGUGAGAAGGUCUCCUGAGUCUGAAAAUUCAGUGUCCGAAGAUUUAGCCCCAACAUUACUGGCCCACGGGGAUGAGAUAAACAAACAAGCAGAGGAGACAUCUUUGGUCCUGAGGGGUCUCCUGUCAGGAAAGCAAGAGCUGAUAAAGCUGCCUCCAGAGCCUGAGGAGAAACACAAGCAGUUAUCAGAAGCAGCACCUGCUGGGUCAGAACUCGUUGGUAGUAGAGGCAGAAGUGGAUCCUUAAGCAUAGAACCAGUACAACCCCUUGUACCUGAACCAGGGUCUUCUGUCUUAGAAAUGAGAACCACUGAGCUUAGGAGCAGAGGAAAAGACCAAGAAGAAGACAGGAAGUUCCCUGUGUCUGCCUUAUCUCUAUUAGAGACUGCCUCUUCUGACCUCCCUGUAGGGCAAAGGGAGCUUGAAAAAACCCUGCAUGAGGGGCACGUUAUUAAGGUGCCUGAUGUGAACAGCUCUUUCACAAAGAAAUCAGAUCUGGAUAUCCAACAACUCUCAGAUAGGAAAGAGAAUUCGGAGCAGUCCAAAUCAUUUAUGAGAACAGAACUUGCCGAUGUUACAGGAAGAAAAGUAAAGGAGACUCUCUUUUCUCCCAAGGAUAACACCUGGAUUCUGGAGAAGCCAGAUGACUUGGCCAAUCAGCACGAAGAUAGAAAACCAGGGUCCAGGCAGCUGGAGUCCUCUGCUAGCAAUGAUCUGAUUCCAGGGGAACUUGAGGCUGCUCCAUUGGAUACAGACCACAAAUCUGGAAUCAGAAAGCAGGUGUCCCAAGCUGUGGAAAAAACCCAUUUGCCAUUGCAAGACCAAGAAUCCACCCUUCAUGUAUCUCAUAACAGGGAAGAAACCUCAUCCACUGAGACUUCCUUUUCGGAAGAAAUAAAGUUGCUUCAGGAACCACAGCUUGUGGUUCGAGCUGGGAAGGUGGAGGGAGGCAGAGCAGAGGAGAGGCAGAUCAAUUCUCUUACAGAGAGUGAAAAUUUGAUAUCAGAGGAAACAAAUGCAGAAUUUCCCAGGCCUUGCAAAGAAGAAACUCAGGAAGAAAUCAAACUACCUCUUGAAAGAACUCUCCAUAAACCAGAGCCUGGCCCAUCUGCGGAACAGGUAAAGGCAGAAGCUCCCCCGAUUCCCACCAGAGCAGCUCGUUUUCCGGCUGAAGUUGCAGAACCUACACUGGACAAAGACCAAGAGGCAAGCACAGCACCAGUGUCUGGUGAGAAGCCAUCUGGAGAACCGAAAGGGGUUCCGCCAAAGGCUGUAAAUGAUGCUGAGGAAAGGAGAGAGCCAGCCCCAGAUGUGAACAUGUCCACUCAAAGUAAACCUGUGCCUGAAGUCACAGCAAAUGUUACACCUCAACCCCUAAAGACACCAGAGGUGACACAUAGGCCAUCUGAGAAGUCAUUGGUGGCUGAACAAGGUCUUCCUGCAGAGAAGGGGAAGAAAGGAAUAUCGUCCUUCAGAUCAUGGAUGUCUAGUUUAUUCUUUGGAUCAAGCACUCCCGAUAAUAAGGUCAGUGACAAAGAAGACUUAGAAACGCAGCCGAGUCCCUCUGUAGAGAAAGCAAUGACAGCCAUGGACCAGAAAAGUGCAGUUCCUGCUGAGGUUAACACAGCUGAACUGGCUGAAGAAUCCAAUGGUGUGUCAGUUAAAGCCAGCAAAAAUCAAGACCUUAAAGAAACACCCACAUUGUUAUCAAGUGCAGAAGUUUUAAAACAGCCCGAAUCCAACUCUGAAAAUUACAGGAAGAAGGAAGCUCCAGGCUACCUGGAGGCGACCAGGGUAAGCUCAGCUACAUCAGCUGACGACAAACAUCUUGGAAUUCAACCUUGUUCCCCAAUGGGUGAGAGACUGGUUAUGGAAGAAGCCCCAAACACUAUUCCUCUUCGUGUUACUGAGAGCCAAAGACACCAGAAGCCACAAAUCUCUCCUCCAUCUACAUGGACUAUUUCUGCUCUUAAGGAAGAACCAAGCAGUGAUCGCAAAGAAACAUUGUUCUUGUCAUCUGACAGAGUAGAUAAAAUGCCACAAGAGCCCAAAUCAGCUCCAUCUGACUUCACAGGGGUGAAGGACUCAGAGAAGUCAGCACCAGUGAUCUUGCCAGUGGAAUUAAAAGGCAGUUUAAUUGAUUUCGCUGAAGACAGACUAAGAAAAGAAAUGCCAAAGCCCACUUCUUUGAAACACCGUGAAGAGGAAGUCGAACGCCCAAUGGAGGAGGAUAGCUGGGACAUCAGAUCGCUUUCCCUGGCAGAGAAGAGGGAGCUGGCAGAGACACAAGAAAUCAUGGCUCCCUUGGAGCUUAGGGAAAAUAAGGUGGCAGGAAAGUUGCAAAUGCCACUGGAAUCUCGACCUUUUCAAUCUCAAGAAUCAAAAGCUACUGAGAAGCUGAAACAGCGCAUCUCUCCAGCUGAAGAGCUCACAGAAAAACCCAGCAUGACUCUUGCUUCUGAGGAGAGGAGAGGAGAGGAGCAGCAGACACAGGCAUCUUCAGAAGGAAAGCAGGGACACCAGCCCUACUCUCCAACUGCAGCCCUGCCUCUGCCCCGAGCAUCAACUGUCUCUUUGGGUGAAGCCCAACCACCUUCAUUGGUUAAACCAACACCAGUUACUGAACAACCAGAAUGCAUGUUCACAGAGGUAUACCCAGAAAUUAGGGACAGAAAGGCAGCAGAAACCCAACUCCAUGCCCUGGAAAGAAGUAUAGUCUUAGUAGAAAAAACCAAGUCCUCCCAUGUAAAGCCUCCCCAUGGGGAGGAAAUGAUUGGCCAUUCUUUGACUUGGAGAGAAAAUCUGGAGUUGGAGAAAGCCAGUGAGGAUAGGGAGGGCCUCAAAGAGGAGAGGAGACAGUUGUUAAUGCCAGAGUUGUCCACUGGUGCCUCGGUGGCUGUUGCACUUGAAAGCAUGCCGUCAAGGUCUCUCUCUGAGGAUGCUGAAAGCGCACCAGAGCACACUCCUGAGGAAGCAGAGCAUUUGGGAGUACCACUGACUCAGCUGUCGCCUGUAGAACCACAAACUCUUGUUUCAGGAACGUCUCUAGAAUAUACAGUGAAGAGACCAGAAACGUGGUUGGAGAGGCCUACAGUGCACACCAUCCAGACCUCUACAGAUGGCCUGACCGGGAUGCCGAAACAGUCUGCUCUUGUUCCAAAGCGUCCCUCAGAAGCUGUGGAGGAUGCGCACAGAGAUGAGCCACUCUCUUCAGCCGCGAGCAACUACACUCAAUUUAUGCUUCAUGCAUCAGCCGUCAGCGCUGACGGAACAACUCCCAUGAAAGGCUCAUCCAAGGAGCCCGAAGGCACCUCAGUAAAAGACGAAGAAUUUGCAGUAACCAGCAAGCCCGCCGGACUUUCGGAGGAUCAGAAAAGUGCCUUUAGUAUCAUUUCCGAAGGCUGUGAGAUACUGAAUAUCCACGCUCCCGCCUUCAUCCCUUCGGUGGAUCAGGAAGAAAGUGAACAAAUGCAAGAUAAGUUGCAUUAUUUGGAGGAGAAAGCCUCAUUUAAAACUGUUCCCCUGCAUGAUGAGAGCGAGACAUUUGCUGCCCGUAAGACACAGAAGGGCAAGUUAGAAGACUCUCAUAGGGAAGUCACAUCGCUGGUGGAAAGCAAGGCAAAGGAAGCUCAUAAAGCGAAAGAGGAGAGAGCCACCGAGCCAGAAACAGGAGACUUCACUUUUAUUCAACCCGCAGCUUCCAGUGAAGAGGAUUAUUUUGAAAAAUACACGUUAAUUGAUUAUAACCUCUCCCCAGACUCAGAGAAACCGAAAUUAACUGUUGAGGGAUUCUCAAAGGAAGUCACGGAAGCAGAGGCUUCUUUCCCAGAGAGUUCAGAUGAACGCGCCCUGGAACACGAAUAUGACUUAGUUAAGUUAGAUGAAAGCUUUUAUGGGCUAGAAAAGGACUACAGUGAGCUAUCUCAGACAGAGAUGCAAACGUCUUUGGUCAUCCAAACACCAGGCGAUAGAAAUGUUCCGAAGGCUAUCAGUAGAGAUGGGGACUCCAGAUCUCCUGGGAUGCCUUUGUUUGAUGUGGACGAAGGGGUUCUAUCAAGAAACCAGAUAUUCCCUACCACCGCCAAGGCUGUCAAUCCUGAGCUUCUAGAGGAGCCACCCGCGCUUUCAUUUUUAUAUAAAGAUCUGUAUGAAGAGGCAUCUGGGGAGAAGAACGAAGAGGAGACGGCCUCUGAAGGUGGCAGCGCAGAUUCGGAGGCAUCGUUUCCAAGGAGACAUUCUGACACUGAUGAUGGGCCAGGUAUGUAUUUUGAGAAGUACGUACUCAAAGACGACAUUCUUCACGACACAUCUGUAACUCAAGAAGAUCAAGGCCAAGGCCUGGACGGAAAACCAGUUGGCGAGUACGAUUCACAUCAGCUGAGAGUUGCAGAAAGGGAAACUGGCAGAAAGCCUGACACUGGUUUUUGGGAGAAGAAUCUGGAAGAACAGCAAAAGGCUGUUGGCAGGGAAGGAGACUCCAUAGGCCACAUGGCGACCCACAGUGAGGUGGCGAUGCAGCAGAAAGCUCCCAUUACAGAGGAGGUCAGAGCAGUCACCCAGAAGAUGAGCUACGCAGUUCCAUUUGAAGAUACCCUUCAUGUUCUGGAGAGUGUGGAUGAACCAAGCAGUCAGGGUAACGAAGCAGUAAAUGCCAGUCCAGAGGUCCAGCUGAAUGUCCCAGUACAGGUGUCUUUCCCAGAGGAAGAAUUUGCAGCUGGUGCCACUUACACUCCAGAAACGCCACAAGCAGAGUUCAUCCCAUCUGGGCCACGUGAAGAGAGGCUCCGCAAUAUCCCUGUCCAGGAUGAGUAUGAGUUCGCCGAUUCUCUGAAUCAAGACGUGGUCAGCCGAGGCAUCUUCUCAGAAGAACCAUCUUCAGAAUCCACACCCGAAGAUGCAUUAUCUCAAGGAGCAGAAUCGUCCAAGCGUACCAAGGAACAUGAAUUCAUGAAGGAAGAAGGACCUAGUAUGUCUGCCGAGCAGAAAGAGUUGGACGGAAGGAGGAUAGAAAAUGACCGGCCUGCACCAGAGUCCGUUACAGAUAAGGCCCAGAAGGAACGGACGAAGGCCCAGGUUGACUAUUACUGCUACACCUGCAAAAGCCAGGUCUCUGAAAUGGACAAGGUGUUGGGUAUCCACAAAGACCACGAGGUUUCCGCCCUUGACACAGCUAUAAGUGCUGUGAAGGUUCAAUUAGGAGAAUUUCUUGAAAAUCUACAAGAAAAAUCCUUGAGGAUUGAAGCUUUUGUUAGUGAGAUUGAAUCCUUUUUCAAUACCAUUGAGGAAAACUGCAGCAAAAACGAGAAACGCCUGGAAGAACAGAACGAGGAAAUGAUGAAGAAGGUUUUGGCACAGUACGAUGAGAAAGCCCAGAGCUUCGAGGAAGUGAAGAAGAAGAAAAUGGAGUUCUUGCAUGACCAGAUGGUCCACUUUCUGCAGAGCAUGGACACGGCCAAGGAUACCUUGGAGACCAUUGUGAGAGAAGCUGAGGAGCUUGAUGAGACAGUUUUCCUGGCCUCGUUUGAGGAAAUCAAUGAAAGACUGCUUUCAGCGAUGGAGAAUACGGCUUCCUUAGAGAACAUGCCUGCCGCCUUCUCGCUGUUUGAGCAUUACGAUGACAGCUCGGCGCGAGGUGACCAGAUGUUGAAACAAGCGGCCGUUCCACAGCCUCCCAGACUAGAACCUCAGGAACCAAAUUCUGCCACCAGCACAACAAUUGCAGUGUACUGGAGCGUGAAUAAGGAGGAUGUCGUGGACUUAUUCCAGGUGUACUGCAUGGAGCAGCCUCAAGAUGACCAAGAAGUAAACGAACUGGUGGAAGAAUACAGAUUGACCGUGAAGGAAAGUUACUGCAUUUUUGAAGACCUAGAACCUGACCGAUGUUAUCAAGUGUGGGUGAUGGCCAUCAACUUCACUGGAUGUAGCCUGCCCAGUGAAAGAGCCAUUUUUAGAACAGCACCUUCCACUCCUGUGAUUCAUGCGGAAGACUGUACCGUGUGCUGGAAUAUGGCCACCGUCAGAUGGCGGCCUGCUAACCCCGAGGCCACAGAGACCUACACUCUGGAGUACUGCAGACAGCACUCUCCUGAGGGUGAAGGCCUGAGAUCCUUCUCUGGAAUCAAAGGACUCCAACUGAAAGUCAACCUGCAACCCAACGACAAUUAUUUAUUCUAUGUGAGAGCCAUCAACGCAUUCGGGAUGAGCGAACAGAGCGAAGCUGCCCUCAUCUCUACCAGAGGGACCAGAUUUCUCUUGCUGAGAGAAACAGCUCACCCAGCUCUCCAGGUCUCCUCGAAUGGGACGGUGAUCAGCUUCUCUGAGAGGAGGCGGCUGACCGAGAUCCCCUCCGUGCUGGGGGAGGAGCUGCCUGCCUGUGGCCAGCAUUACUGGGAGACCACAGUCACAGACUGUCCGGCUUAUCGGCUUGGCAUCUGCUCCAGCUCGGCUGUGAGGGCUGGAGCCUUGGGACAAGGGGAGACCUCGUGGUACAUGCAUUGCUCUGAGCCACAGAGGUACACGUUUUUCUAUAGUGGCAUUGUGAGCGAGGUACAGGCGACCGAGCGUCCAGGCCGAGUGGGUAUUCUCCUGGACUACACCAACCAGAGACUUCUAUUUAUAAAUGCGGAGAGUGGACAGCUGCUCUUCAUUGUGAGGCAUCGAUUUAGCGAGGGCGUCCAUCCUGCCUUUGCCCUGGAGAAGCCUGGGAAAUGUACUCUUCAUCUGGGCUUAGAGCCCCCAGACUCUGCCAGGCACAAGUGAUCCUGGGUCUUCAGAGUUUAUGAGAGUGAGAAUUUAGGUUUGGGGUGGAGAGCUGUCAUUCUCUCUCAGGUACUGUUAUUCAGAUGGUCUCCCACACACCUGCUCUAACAAUAGCUAAGGGUGCCAUGGUCAGCAUGACAGGAAAGCCAGGGACCCUGUGCCCUUACAGAGUGUGUAAGUGGAGAGGGUGCAGACACAGCCUCCACCCUUCGGUUCACAGUUGGCCUUGUUGACUAAAUUCAAGUCAAGCUUUGUACUUAACCUGGGAACCAAAUCCAGAGAAACGGACUUCUGCCUGUUUUAUCGGUCGAACAAAUCCCCAGGUAGCCAGGCUAGAGAGGAGAGGUUUGUUAGUGUCACAUCUCCACUGACAAAGAGACACAGGCUUCUUCCACAAGAAAAUGUCACCUUACUUCACUAAAGGAUAAUGAAUCCUAGUCAUUAGAGGAAAUGUUUUAGCUGAUCUAAAUUUACAACGAAUUCCUUUAUUAUUGUAUAUGCUGUAGAACAUAAACCCCACUUCUCUGAAAUUUUCAAAGUAGAAAAAUACUACAUAACAGAGAUUUCCACUUUGUUAAAUAAAUGGCUAGACUCUUAUAA
This is a messenger RNA of Microtus ochrogaster (prairie vole), 12248 nucleotides long. It is a transcript of the gene Cmya5, whose product is annotated as cardiomyopathy associated 5. The transcript has 14 exons. The record is from RefSeq and is a predicted model, not a curated record. Gene Ontology annotation, cellular component: cytoplasm. Gene Ontology annotation, molecular function: protein binding. Bases 24 to 11648 code for a protein of 3874 amino acids. Lineage: Eukaryota; Metazoa; Chordata; Mammalia; Rodentia; Cricetidae.